AUGACAAACGACGUGCCCCAAAGCGUGAGCAAUGAGGCAGCAUCAGAAGACUCGCAGGCCAACGGAAAAAGUCGCUCGCGGACUGAGGGAUGGCGGACAUGGUUCGCUCGGAAGCCUUCGACCAAUGCCUCAGGGGGCUCCACUCCUUCUGAUGAUGAGAACAAUGUAGAAAAAGAGAGGCCAGAAAGAUGGAGCAUGGGCGUGCUCAACGACAAAACAACCGAGGAAGUUCCAGGGACUGUCCUACUAAUGUCGAACACUGAUCGAAAUGAGCCCCUUGGUCUACAGAAUGCGCCAGCUAGGACUUCGGCUUCCUCCCUACCGUCGCCUUUCCCGCGCUCUCGAUCACCCAGCGAGAGACCGUCGCUUGGCAGAAGAAUCUCCGAAAGGCCCGUUGAGGAAAAGAAAUACACAUCAGAUGGAAAGAUUAUUCUGGAGCCACAGCCAGAAGAUACUCCCAAUGAUCCCCUCAACUGGCCCUCUCUGAGAAGAGAUGUUGCGCUUUUGUCCAUAGGAUUUUAUUGCAUGCUCGGAGGAGGCAUGACGCCGGUACUCGCUGCAGGUUUUCCGAACGUAGCAAAGACGUACCGGGUCUCAGUCCCGCAGGUUGCGCUCACCACAGGUUUAUAUAUGAUGGGACUUGGUUUGGGCUCGGUGAUUGCCUCCCCCACAGCCAUCAUAUGGGGCAAACGUCCAGUGUACCUCGUUGGUAUCAUUCUUUUCAUCAUUAGCAGCAUCUGGUGCGCCCUUUCGCCCAACUACGCGUCGCUAGUCGUUGCGCGAAUAUUCAUGGGAUUGGCCGUCAGUCCGUGCGAGUGUUUGCCAUCAGCAAAUAUCGCAGAGAUUUUCUACUUGCAUGAGCGAGCGUACCGACUUGGCGUAUAUACUCUGUUAUUACUAGGAGGAAAGAACUUAAUUCCUCUGGUCAGCGCUGCGAUUAUAGAAAGUCUUGGAUGGAGAUGGGUGUUUUGGAUUGUGGCAAUAGUAGUUGGCCUCUGCUGGUUCCUAAUGUUCUUGUUCGUGCCAGAAACGUUUUGGGACCGAACACCGCGUCCGCACGCUAAGCGGAGACAGGGUCUAGCUUCGUUGUCAACAUUCUUUCACCAUCCGCAAGACAGGAAGAAUGCAGCUCCAACUGGAUUGGGCAAGACUCCACAUGAUGCAGUGCAAACCUCCAGUGGGCUUGCUGAUCAAAGCAAACACAAAGGUCAUCAUGUUGGUUUCCUAGAUCAAUCAAAUUCAGAAGCUGUCAACAGUAAUACAGAAAGACUGGGUGCCCCUGAUAAUUUGAGCCUUUCGAAUAGCAGGACGACAGAUCUAAACGAAUUAAAGUCGAGCUCAGUCUCACCUGCGGUGGGUAAUAAUCAAAGGCAGGGUCAAGAUAUAAACAAUGACGACGCAGUUCGCGACGCUAUGCCGCGCAGUAUUUCCCCACCAAAAGGGCCUGGUCCUGAUAGAUUAGAUACGAGCACCGUCGAGAGGCGGGAUGACAAUAAUUCUAAGUUGUCAUUGACUUUCCGUUUACCAACAAAUGAUUCUAGUGGAGAUUCUAUCAGUGAGAAGGUCCCAGCAGCACCUCCUCUCACCAGUGGACAGAGAUAUACAAGUGCUUUGCGGAGUCAGCCCCCUAAGACUUACUUGCAGACUCUCAGACCCUGGAACGGCAAGCUUCGCGAUGAAAACUGGUUUUAUGUAGGGCUGCGUCCGUUCAUCCUCUUUGCUUAUCCUUCGAUAUUAUGGAGCGCGUUGAUCUACUCUUUGAGUGUUGGCUGGCUCAUAGUGCUUUCAGAAGCUGUCUCGGAGAUCUACAAAGGCCGUGAUACUUAUAAUUUUACUUCACUACAGGCUGGCCUCGUCUAUAUUUCCCCUUUCGUGGGUGGUAUUCUUGGUACUGCAGUGGCUGGCAAGGUUAGCGACAUCAUUGUUCGCUAUAUGAGCCGACGCAAUUCUGGUUUCUACGAGCCGGAAUUUCGCUUGGUCAUGGCAAUACCGAUCACAAUUUCUACAUGUAUCGGAUUAAUGGGUUUUGGUUGGAGUGCAGAAGAGAAAGACAAAUGGAUCGUACCCACCAUCUUCUUUGGUGUCAUAAGUUUUGGCUGUUCGCUCGGCAGCACAACAGCCAUCACGUUCGCCGUGGACAGCUAUCGACAGUUUGCAGGGGAGGCACUUGUAACUUUGAACUUCUCCAAGAGUAAGCGCCAAUACAACAUUGCCAAGCAGAAAACUAAUUUGAUACACUAG
This is a messenger RNA of Bacidia gigantensis, 2241 nucleotides long. RefSeq lists its product as uncharacterized. The coding region runs from base 1 to 2241 and encodes 746 amino acids. Gene Ontology annotation, biological process: transmembrane transport. Gene Ontology annotation, molecular function: transmembrane transporter activity. Lineage: Eukaryota; Fungi; Ascomycota; Lecanoromycetes; Lecanorales; Ramalinaceae. The record is from RefSeq and is a predicted model, not a curated record. The transcript has 3 exons.